Messenger RNA from Rodentolepis nana, 573 nucleotides. The record is from the annotation of a GenBank genome assembly. Lineage: Eukaryota; Metazoa; Platyhelminthes; Cestoda; Cyclophyllidea; Hymenolepididae.
AUGUUGCAGUGCUGGAGUCGAUUUCCCGAGAUUCGUCCAACGUUUGCCGAAGUCUGCCGAAAAAUGGAUGAAUUUGUGGAAGCUUCCAAUAAUGAAGAGAGUCCAUUCUCUGGCCCUUAUAUCUAUCGUGUUCCUAUCGGAACUUCAACAAUCCCUUCUCAGCAAAUACUUUCAGUUGGUGAUGCGGAAUGGCAACGCCCAAAAGCUACUGAUUCCCCCAUGACACCACAUGCAAAUGACUCUGCUGUAAAUCUGAUUCAUUCAAACUCUCUGAGCAUGUCACACCGAGGGGGUAGUGCCACGCCAUAUCGAACUCAUAGUCUUCAACGCCAUAGACCCGAGACUCUCAGAGAUCCGGAGGAUCAUUUCUCCGGCACAUUCUACUUCAAUUCCCAGCAACCUCAAUUACAAGAUCAGCAGAUGGCAGUAGCACAACCAGUCAUGCAACCGUACGCUCGUCAGGCUAGUCUAACUGAAUGUCUGGUCAGGCGCGGUCCACCAAUAUUGCAAAGACAACUUAGCGAUAGGUAUCAGUAUAACAGGGAUCAUACUGAAGUCGAUUCUAUGGGGUGA